AAAUCAUCCAUACAUUCAUUUGGAUGUCAAUUAUAGUAAAUUAAAGUUGGAUUAGUUAACAAUUUUUAAUAUAAUAAAUUUAAAAAAAUGAAAAUUAUUUUAGUUUUGACUAUUUUAGCUGCUGUUGCACUCAUUGAAGCUAAAAGAGAGCCCAGGUUUGCGCCCUAUAUUGAUGUGACCCGUUUGGAUGAAUUCAAAUUAGUUGAUCUCAAGAAUAAAUAUGGAGUAAAAGCAUUUUCAUUAGCAUUUGCAUUGGGAGGUGCAGGUGGUUGUGUACCAUGGUGGGGUGGACAAGUGGCUAUUGACGACCCUACUAUUAUUAAGGCACUUAAAGCAUUAAAGGCUGCAGGUGGUGAUGUAAUUGUAUCAACGGGCGGCGCUUUGGGACCAUACUUAGAGCAUAUGUGCGCAACUCCCAGUGCUCUGGUCAAUGCCUACAAAAAGAUUUUAUCGGUAACGGGAUCAACACAUUUGGAUAUUGACAUUGAAGCGACAGUCAACGCGGAUAAUAUGAAUCAAGCAUUGGCUCAGUUGCAAAGGGAGAACCCGGAUAUUAGUGUCAGCUUUACACUUAUGGUUCAGGGAGACGACUACGGAGUGACACUGGAGUUGGGCGUCAAUGUAUUGAAAAAUGCGGUCAAACACGGAGUCAACGUUGAUAUUGUAAACCCCAUGACUAUGGAAUUCGGUACAUCCCGUGCCUCGUGGGGUGACGCCGUUAUAGCAGCUGCUGAGGCAACACACAAACAAAUGAAACAAGUUUGGCCACAAAAAAGUGACAAAGAGUUGUACUCUAUGUUAGGAGUGACCCCUAUGUUGGGCCGCAAUUUCAAUGGCAAAAUAUUCACUCAACAACACGCUCAACAACUGGUCAAUUGGGCCAAACAAAAACAGAUCGGACACCUGGGCUUUUGGUCCAUAAACAGAGACCGGGCCUGUCCUGGAAAAGCUGUCGACCCUUCCUGUUCUAGCAUUGAUGAAAAAGAUCACGAAUUUACCAAAAUAUUUGCAAAUUUCAAUUAAUAUAUCAUUUGUAUUGUAUUUAAUAUAUGAAUAUAUCACAAUUUUAUA
Oppia nitens is the source of this 1071-nucleotide messenger RNA. RefSeq names its product chitinase-like. The record is from RefSeq and is a predicted model, not a curated record. The transcript is spliced from 2 exons. Lineage: Eukaryota; Metazoa; Arthropoda; Arachnida; Sarcoptiformes; Oppiidae. Bases 88 to 1023 code for a protein of 311 amino acids.